AGAGAGAGACUGAACGGUGAUUGAGAGAGAAGAGAGCUGAACGGCGGUGGCGGCAGCCAUCUUAAACCUACCGCACUAAUCCGAGAUAUACAUCUUCUGGAUAUUUUUUGCAACACUGAGCUAAAUCAGAUUUUACCGGGCGAGAGGAGACAGAAUAAGAGUGCUUAAAUCCUUUGCUGUUUUUAUUACGAAGACGGGAUGCGGAUCCGCGGGGCGAAACCUUCCGCUUCUGCGGUAGCUCUGCUUUUAGGACUAUUAUGCGCGGUGGAGGCAGCCAAAGUAAAUAAGCACAAGCCAUGGAUUGAGAACACGUAUCAUGGUAUCGUAACGGAAAAUGAUGACAAAGUUCUCCUGGACCCUCCGCUGAUAGCCUUGGAUAAAGAUGCCCCGCUGCGCUAUGCAGAGAGUUUUGAGGUGACCUUCACCAAAGAAGGGGAGAUCUGCGGCUUCAGGAUCCACGGGCAGAACGUACCGUUCGAAGCGGUGGUGUUGGAUAAGUCUACUGGCGAGGGUGUGAUCCGGGCCAAAGAUAAACUGGAUUGUGAGCUGCAAAAGGAGCAUACUUUCACCAUCCAGGCCUAUGACUGUGGAGAGGGACCUGAUGGCGACAACAUGAAGAAAUCUCACAAGGCUACCGUCCACAUCCAAGUGAAUGACAUGAACGAGUAUUCACCGGUGUUCAAAGACAAGUCCUACAAAGCCACAGUGAUCGAGGGCAAAAAGUAUGACAGCAUCCUGAAGGUGGAGGCUGUGGACGCUGACUGCUCUUUCCAGUUCAGUCAGAUCUGCAGCUAUGAGAUUGUCACCCCGGAUGUGCCCUUUACCAUUGACAAGGAUGGCAACAUCAAGAACACAGAGAAGCUGAACUACAGCAAGGAACGCAUGUACAAACUCACUGUGACCGCAUAUGACUGCGGUAAAAACCGGGCAUCUGAGGACGUUCUUGUGAAAAUCAACAUCAAGCCGACCUGCAAACCAAGCUGGCAAGGAUUUAAUAAAAGGAUUGAAUAUGAGCCUGGUACAGGAAGUCUAGCCCUGUUCCCCAGCAUGCACCUGGAGACCUGCGAGGAGCCAAUCACCUCCAUUCAGGCCAGCAUCAUGCUGGAGACUAAUCACAUCGGCAAGGGUUGUGACCGCGACACAUACUCCGAAAAAUCCCUGCACAAGCUGUGCGGUGCCAGCGCUGGCACUGUGGAUCUGUUGCCUGCUCCCAGCAACUCUGCCAACUGGACUGUUGGCUUGCCCACUGACAACGGGCACGACAGCGACCAGGUGUUUGAGUUUAAUGGCACCCAGGCCAUCAAGGUCCCUGAGGGUGUGGUGAGCACCACCCUGAAAGAGCCCUUCACCAUCUCCGUGUGGAUGAGACACGGACCUGGAGGCAGGGAGAAGGAGACCAUCCUCUGCAACUCUGACAAGACCGAGAUGAACAGACACCACUAUUCCCUGUACGUACACAACUGUCGUCUUGUGCUGCUGCUGCGUCAGGAGCCCACCGAAUCAGAGAACUACAAACCUGCUGAAUUCCACUGGAAACUCGAUCAAGUGUGUGAUAAAGAAUGGCAUCACUACGUGUUGAACAUUGAGUUCCCAGCAGUGACUUUGUUUGUGGAUGGUGCCACCUUUGAGCCCUUCCUGGUCACGGAGGAUUACCCUCUGCAUGCCUCUAAGAUCGAAACCCAGCUCACCAUCGGCGCCUGCUGGCAAGACCUCUCAGGACAUGACAAUGAUACUGAGACUCUCUCAGAGCCUUUGACAGGUGGCAGCGCUCUCAUGACUCAGUACUUCAGGGGAAACCUGGCUGGACUCAUGAUCAGAUCUGGCAAACUGGAGAACAAGAAAGUUAUCGACUGCCUCUACACCUGCAAGGAAGGUCUUGAUGUGCAGCUUCCAGAGGAAGUAGCCUCUGCUGUGAAGGUGGAGUUUAACCCCAACCAGUCCUCGCUGACGCUGGAGGGAGAUGACAUUGAGAGUUUUGAGAAGGUCAUGCAGCACAUCUCCUACCUAAAUUCCCGGCAGUUCCCCACCCCAGGAAUCCGCCAUCUGCGUGUCACCACCACUGUCAAAUGCUUCAAUGAGGAGACGUGCAUCUCUGUGCCUGACUCUGAAGGCUACGUGAUGGUCCUCCAGCCAGAGGAGCCAAAGAUCAGCCUCAGUGGAAUUGACCAUUUUGCCCGUGGAGCGGUUGAAUUUGAGAGCACGGAGGGCAUUACGCUCUUCCCUGAGCUGCGCAUCGUCAGCACCAUCACCCGUGAGGUGGAGGUGGAAGCUGAGACCGAGACCGACGGCGAGGAUGACCCAACAGUACAAGAGACGGUGGUAUCUGAGGAGAUCAUGCAUAACUUGGACACGUGUGAGGUGACUGUGGUGGGAGAUGAACUAAACGGAGAUCAUGAGAGUUUGGAGGUGGAUCUGGCCCAAAUCCAGCAGAGAGCUCUGGAGAUGAGCUCUUCCAACGUGGGCAUGGUCAUCACAGGGGUUAACAGCAUGGCGAACUAUGAACAGGUCCUGCAUCUGAUCCGCUACAGGAACUGGCACACAGAGGCUCUGUUUGACAGGAAGUUUAAACUUGUCUGCUCUGAACUCAAUGGCCGCUACAUCAGCAAUGAAUUCAAAGUGGAGGUCAACGUGAUCCAUACUGCCAACCCCAUGGAUCAUGCUAACAAUGCUAUGGUACAGCCUCAGUUCAUCAACCAAGUACAGCAUGCUUCAGUGGACCUGUCUGGACACAACCUGGCCAACACCCAUCAGGCCUCAGUUGUUCCCAGCGCGGCCACCAUCGUUAUUGUUGUGUGUGUGAGCUUCCUGGUGUUUAUGAUCAUCCUUGGCGUCUUCCGGAUCCGUGCUGCCCACCAGGGCACAAUGAGGGACCAGGAACACGGCAAAGAGAACGAAAUGGACUGGGAUGACUCUGCCCUCACCAUCACCGUCAACCCAAUGGAGACUUACGAGGAUCAGCACAGCAGCGAAGAGGAAGGAGAUGAGGAAGAGGAAGAGAGCGAGGAUGGAGAGGAGGAAGAUGACAUCACUAGCGCAGAGUCAGACAGUAGUGAGGAUGAGGGUGGUGAACAGGAAGACCAGCAGGGAUCGAGCAGACAGCAGCAGCUGGAGUGGGACGACUCCACCUACUGAUCCUCCUGAGCACACAGCACACACACACACACACACACACACACACACAAUGACAAAUCCACCCAUGCACAGUCACAUCCCUCUGCCAAUAGGGACACCCAUGUUCCCCCUACCUAAGGAGCCAUGCGUAAAAAUGCGGAAAACUAAACUAAACGAUUACAAUACAUGUAAAAUAUAGAUACGAUUACGAUCCGGUGUCUGUCAUGACAGGUGUUGCAGUUCGCUUCAUUUCCACCUACCAAGGCUUCCCUACCGACAUAUUGUGGUGGUACUCAGUGUAGUAUAGUUUCACAGCUAUCUCAAUACAACUUCCUAAUUUAUUCAAUCUUUUUCUGUCCUAUCUGAGGGAAUCCUGGCCUUCAUUUGCAUUUUCUUUAAGCUCUGUACGGACUUUAAGCCCUGCACUUUUACUUUUCUAACUGAGCUUUGAGAAUGAUUUAAUGUAUAUUCCUCGCACAUGACGUUUAAGGUUGAUUUGCUACAGGAAUUUUGAUUUCCGAUCACUUUUUCUUCUUCUUUAUAUUGCAUGGCAAGAUUUGGAAUCAUGGGUAUGGAAGAAAACAACAGCUUUUUGAUAUUUUGUAAAUAAGACAAAACCAUGUAAUUAGUCAAAUGUGUUCGUGAAAGCCUAACCAACGGUUGCCGGUGUCUAAAAAGACACAGUACCUGCUGUAGAAUAUUAUUAUGUCAGAUGCUCUUAGCAUGUUUCAGUAAAUGUCAUGCUCGUACAAAAGACGUCCGCAGAGAGAAACCCAUGACAGAGGCUGAGGUUUCUGUGGGAAAGUGUCAUUCAUUUUGUCUUUUCUCUUGGAGGACGGUGUGCAUCUUUUUGUUUGUUGGUUCAGUUUUUUUUUUUUUUGCUUUACGUUAAUUCUAGCUGGGCUUGCAAUCGCACAAAAGCAACUCCAAGGCUUUAGUGCUUUUAUUUCAGUGACGUUUCGGGAACUAAUAAUCAUAUUCAGGUGAUGAAUAUACCGUUGUUGUUUUGUUUUUUCGCGUGGUACUGUAAGUUGUACAGUUUAGGCACACAGCAGUGAUGUAAGCCAUUCUUAAGUGAUAGUGCUAGUGUUUUCUGUCAUAAAUAGAGACCAAUUGGAAUCACAGUAUGCAACGUUAAUAACCCAGUCCGAAUAACAUUAUGACUGAAAAGACGUGAUGCGCUGGUGAUUUCUCAACAAUGUGUGCAUUGAAAAGUCUGUUGUGUACUUGUGUACUCUUUCAACAGACCUCUUGCUAAAAUACUGGCUUGAGUUGGUCAGUUACAAGAACUGUACUAAACAAAAUUAUUGGCGUUGGGGUUGAUUUUAUUAUAUAUAUGUAGUAUUUUUAGUAAUUUUAUUUUCAAAUUCAGGGUUAACCCAAGUUAUUCUUGUCAUUUCAAGGCCCCUAAAAGCAUUGAAAGGGCUAAUUUGCCUAUCAGCGCAUUAAAAGAAAUGAAUUGAAACUCUUAAAGCAUAACGCAUUUUUUGCAGUAUGGUCAUUGAUUUUCAUUUCACAUGGAACUGUGCUGUAGAGUUGUGUAAAGAUAUUUGUUUACAUUUGGUAAACUUGUAUUCCUUUUUGGCGAUGCUAUCAAUCUACUCCAGAUUUGCAGGUCAUUUCUCCUCGUAGACGUGUUCAGAAUCAUGCCGUAGUUGAAUUUUCUUACCGUGAUUGGACAUUUUGGGACACGCCCCUUCCAAAAUGGUAUUUUAUUGGAGAAAAUAAUACUCUGUUCCCUUUGGGCAUAAAAAAAAAGAAUGUUAAUUAUUUAGGAGAUUGUACAUUGAUUGAUUGUUUAAAGACGGACGUGAAGCUUUAGGGUACAGAUUUGUUUUUGUUUACAUGCAUGAACUUUCUCAGUUUAAGGCCUAGGCUACAAGGCUUUAUGAUUGGUGGUAUGAAUAUAAUUUUAUGUCAUGUCAGGAAAAGGUACAAUGCAGGAAGCUGUAGAGAAGGUCUGUUUUUGUGACCCAUGAAAGGGCAACGGUAAUAUUUUUGUAGGUUUUAGUUUUUAUUCUGUUUUGGUCUUCAGGUCCCCCUUCCAAAUUGACAGGAGCUUUAAAAAGAGGUCCAGAAUUCAGCCGGUGGAGUUGGGAGUGCCUUUAGCCCGUCGCAGCGCAUUAAUAACACAACUAACCAAACAAUCAUCCAUGCCAUUUUAGUCGUUGCAAUUUUCUCUUUUUAUAAUUAUUUCCUGUUCGAUUUCUUACAUGUAUGGGGAAGUGAUUUUGUUUUAUUUAAUUUUCUGUUCGGGAUCAACAGCUAGUUUUAUCAAGAGUGGACGUUUUAGAUGUCUUGUGUUCAUGUUGAUGUGUAGAAAAAAAAUAGUCCACACUGUAUCAUCAAUGAAUAUUGUACUAAAUCAUGUUUAAAAAAAAAAAAAAGUACAUUAUUAUAUGCAGCAUAUGUGGGUAUGAGUUUAACAAUAUGUGUAUAGUGAAAGAGGGCAGCAUGAAAUUCACAAGAAGCAUACACAUAAUGAUUUCUCACACAAAUGUAAUAGUCUCUCACAACUUGCAAUUCUUUUAAAAACUGUUUGAUCGAUGUUUGAUCCAUUCAAUGAGACCAAAUUGAGUAUAAUCAAUGUUUGUACUGAAAAUCGCACAGUGGUUUGUAUCUUCCCUCCUUUCCCCUGAUGCAAAUAUUCAUCUGCAGGUUCUCGAGGAAAAACUCAUGUGAAUUGUAUUUCGAAACAAUGUGAUUUUGUCAUUUGGUUUUGAAGAUUUUAAGGCACCGGCGCAGAAACUUUCCAUAAUAAAUAAGCAGUCUGUGCUGAGUGUGAACGGCUGCAGAUGGUGGUUGUCUAACGGGGCAUUGUCUUUGCAUGUAUAACACAAGAUAGAAAUAUUUCCUGUAACUGGCACAUGGUACUGUGGGUUUGGAGCGGAGUAGAUGGGACGGGAGACAGGUGAUACUACUGAAUCAAAGAUUAUCUGUCUCCGGUUUGCAGUCUUCAGUGGUCAUUGUUCACAUUUUGAAUCACUUUUAUUUUUUUGCUCUAUAAAUGAAAUCGGGGAUGUUGUAGAACUGUUGGAUGCUGCCUUCCAGCUCAUUCACUUUUCUAUUAUUCAGAGGAAUAAUUAUAGUGAAGUCAAUGCUUGCUCAUGAACAAAAUAAAGGAUGAAAUGGGAAUAAA
Molecule: messenger RNA, 6250 nt
Organism: Carassius gibelio (silver crucian carp)
Lineage: Eukaryota; Metazoa; Chordata; Actinopteri; Cypriniformes; Cyprinidae
Product: calsyntenin-1
Exons: 19
Coding region: 199-3132 (977 amino acids)
Biological process (GO): positive regulation of synapse assembly; homophilic cell-cell adhesion; positive regulation of synaptic transmission
Cellular component (GO): postsynaptic membrane; cell surface
Molecular function (GO): X11-like protein binding; amyloid-beta binding; calcium ion binding
Source: RefSeq, a predicted model, not a curated record